UUUCUCAAACCCUCUGGUCACACCAUGCUCUGCUUUUCCGGGCUUCUGCCCAAAAAUAAUAUAUAAUAAUACAACCGCUUCACAAAGUAAAUGUCACCAAAAAAGAGGGGAGUUCAAGAGGCAACAGAAGAGCAAAACUGCCAUUUUCCCGCCGCACGAGUGUCCAGGCCAGAAGAUCCGUCCACAUCGUUUUAGCUGUGAGCCCUAGAAAUCUGAAAUGACAGAGAAGGUGACUAAACUGGCGCUAGCCAGUCGCCUUAUCGUCCUCCUGGUACAAUUGGUCGCCAACGGAGCCCUGCCAGAGCACAAACCAGAUGUAUUCCGGAUGCCGGUUUCGCCAGAUCAGAAUGCCUCCUGGAUAGACAAGAUUAUUAAGCGCUGCUUGGGCGGAUUAAGGCACUGGGAUGGAGAAUACUAUCUGCAUAUAGCCGAGAAUCUGUACAGCUACGAAAACACGUUGGCCUUCUAUCCACUGUAUCCGGUUGUGGUGCGUCAUGUGGCACAGGCCGUGGAGGCCAUGGGGAUCUCUUUAUCACAGGAAUCUAUUCUACUGGUGGUGGCCGUAGUUCUGAACCUGUGGCUCUUUUGCGAGUCGGCUAAUCUGCUGUUUCAGCUCACCCAAGUAUUGUUCAACGACCUAAACAAGAGCUGGAAUGCGGCCCUAAUCUUCUGCUUUAAUCCGGCCACCAUUUUCUUCACCGCCGCCUACUCAGAGACAUUUUUCGCCUUCUCCAGCCUUCAUCUGAUGCUGGAGUGCUUGAAGCCGACGGGUAGCUUCCGAUUUCUGCGUUUGGGAACCGCCUUAGGCGCCUGUUUAGUGUGCCGCUCAAAUGGAUUAAUCACCUUGGGAUACCCGAUCUACUUCUUCGGACGCCACCUGCUACUCAAGAACAAGGAGCCCAACACCUGCAUGCAGCUGGCACAAAUGACGCUGACAAUUCUGGGAGCCAUUGGGAUACUGCACACCUACUAUUUCUACAUAUACAGGCUCUACUGUCUGCCGUCUAUAAGGCCAAACCAUCCGCAGCACAUUGUGGACUACGCAGUGGAGCGGAAGUAUCUAUUGUCUGGCCAGGGCUCUGAAGGAUCACCCUGGUGCCAGUACACGUUGCCGUUCCCCUACACUUACGUGCAGUCGCACUACUGGGAUGUGGGCUUCCUGCGAUACUACAAGUGGAAACAGCUGCCCAACUUCUUGCUGGCCCUGCCCAUGCUGAGUUUCAUGCACUGGCACUGCUACGACUACAUGCACCACACGGCCAAAGCGGUCUGGGCAAAACUAAAGGCCUCUGGCUACAAGGAGCUCAUAAGGGACCACAUCAUAUUCCCUUUCGUGCUGCACGCUGCGUUUCUCACCCUUGUCUGCACCUUCUACGUGCACAUCCAAGUGUCCACCCGCCUUCUGGCCUCGGCCACACCUGUUUUCUACUGGUUUGCCGCUGACCACAUGCCCAAGACACUGGCCCAACUAAGGCUGCGUUCGAAGGCAGGAGCUCUCUUUGUAUGGUGCACCACUUAUAGUUUGGUGGGCACGGUGCUAUUCAGCAAUAAUUACCCGUGGACGUGAGCUAAAUGAUUGAAUUAGAAGGAGCAAUAUAACUCGCUGGUUGCCAAAGAGACUGUUCAUCCGCAUGGAUUUCAUUAUUAGUGUGUAAAUAAUCGUCCAAGUUCUCAAAAUUCAAUUGAUAAUUAUUGAGGCGCUCAAAAGUAUUGGUUUCCCAUUUCAAUUUCCAUUUAUAUUAUACAAAAAAGUGAAAAAUAAAAU
Drosophila mauritiana is the source of this 1765-nucleotide messenger RNA. It is a transcript of the gene PIG-V, whose product is annotated as GPI mannosyltransferase 2. The record is from RefSeq and is a predicted model, not a curated record. The coding region runs from base 218 to 1567 and encodes 449 amino acids. Gene Ontology annotation, biological process: GPI anchor biosynthetic process. The transcript has 2 exons. Gene Ontology annotation, molecular function: GPI mannosyltransferase activity; alpha-1,6-mannosyltransferase activity. Lineage: Eukaryota; Metazoa; Arthropoda; Insecta; Diptera; Drosophilidae. Gene Ontology annotation, cellular component: mannosyltransferase complex; endoplasmic reticulum membrane.